This is a messenger RNA of Syzygium oleosum, 1123 nucleotides long. RefSeq names its product NDR1/HIN1-like protein 1. Bases 128 to 757 code for a protein of 209 amino acids. Lineage: Eukaryota; Viridiplantae; Streptophyta; Magnoliopsida; Myrtales; Myrtaceae. Gene Ontology annotation, biological process: defense response to other organism. The record is from RefSeq and is a predicted model, not a curated record. The transcript has a single exon.
AGCCAAAGCUCUUAGCCCCCCCUCAUUGUGUAAGCUCUCUCUCUUCACAAUUUUUUUCUUUUUCUUUGCUUCAAAAAUCGACACUUUGGCUUAGAGUUUGAUUCGACAUUGUCACACACAAAUUGACAUGACCGCGAAGGAAUGCGACCACCACGAGGAGGAGGAGCACCGCCUCCACCGGCGGCUCUUCUCCCUCCUCCUUGGUCUCAUCGUCCUUGCCCUCUUCAUCAUCUUCCUCGUCUUCCUCAUCCUCCGCCCCGCCAAGCCCGCCUUCGUCCUCCGUGACGCCACCAUCUACCAGUUCAAUGCCUCCGCUGUCCCGAGCCUCCUCACCACUGACAUGCAGGUCACGCUGUCGUCCCGAAACCCCAACGAGAGGAUCGGCAUCUACUACCAGAAGCUCAACAUAUUCGCGUCGUACCGGGGGCAGCAGAUAACGCUGCCAACGCUGCUGCCGGAGAGCUACCAGGCUCACAAGGAGGUGAUCGACUGGUCGCCGUUCUUGUAUGGGAGCGCCGUGCCAGUGUCGCCGUUCCUUACGGCAGCUUUGGAACAGGACCAGAACGCAGGGAGUGUGCUGGUGAACAUAAAAGUGGAUGGAAGUGUGAAGUGGAAGGUUGGGACGUGGGUCUCGGGCAAGUAUCACCUUCAUGUCAACUGUCCAGCCUUGCUGGUGUUCAAAGAACCGAGUGGUGGUAUCGCUGUUGGACCCUCCAUGAAGAUUCAGCUCACUCAACACUGUACUGUUGAUGUGUAGAGAGACAAAGUGAGGAAGUGUUAGAUCUCACCCCCCUUCUCUCUCUCUCUCUCUCUCUCUCUCUCUCUCUCUCUCUCUCUCUCUCUCUCUCUCUCUCUCUCUCUCUCUCUCCCUCUCUCUCUCUCUUUCUCUCUCUGUCAAUGCAGUUUGUUUGCCUUUUCCUCUCUCUUUUUCUCCCUGUUAAUCGAAAAUGCAUCAACUGAGGUAAAUUUCAGUGUCUUUUCUUAUUCUUUUCUUGCCGUUUCUGGCUUCGUCUAGCUCUCCUAUGCUUGUUUUAGGCGAUAUAUCUAUUGUGUGCUGUGAAGAUGGGGACUGAACAUUGCUGUGAAAACAAGAGAUAGGGGCACGAGCGAGACCAUUUGAGCU